This is a messenger RNA of Arctia plantaginis, 1650 nucleotides long. The record is from the annotation of a GenBank genome assembly. NCBI's taxonomy places the organism in Eukaryota, Metazoa, Arthropoda, Insecta, Lepidoptera, Erebidae.
AUGGAAUCGGAAAUACAUAUAGUUGAUAAACCAGUAUCAAUGGUAUUCGAAGCUGGUAGCCUAGCUAGCUCUGAGGAUCCACCCGUGGAAGAAUGGUCUUCACUCGAAAUGGUGUUCGAAGAAAAAAACCCCAAACGAAUUCUGGAGCAAAAAGGUUUGUAUGAUCCAGGAGCACCAGACAUCUGCUCAAAAUACAUCGCAAUGUCCUCCAGCUCCGUUACGAGACACGUAUAUUAUCGCUACCCGUGUAUUGUCGAUCCCGGUAUAUUGUCAGCCCUGUUUAGCCCCGAAGCUCAAACCAUUUAUCCUGAUGACGGCCAAAAUCUUUACUUAGCCGUUUGUAAAGAAAUGAACCAAUACGUUGUAAGAUGUUUUUAUAAAGGAUUAUUGGACAAAUACAUUAACUUAAGCUACUACGGUGUUAAUCCUAAUGGAGUCAGAGCUAUGGCUUUGGCUCUAAAAUACAAUAAAAUUGUCCAGAACAUCAAUUUCACCGACAAUUUUCUCAACAACGAUGCAUGCUUGCAUUUGGGUGAAAUGCUUGCAACGAACACGUACUUAGUGGAGCUCAAUCUCACUGGAUGUCGAAUCGGACCCUUAGGUAUUCGCAACUUAUUAGAUAAUAUGAUUAGUAAUAAAACUCUUAAAAUUCUUAACUUGAGCAGAAAUGAAAUAGGUGAUGAUGGUAUGGUGCACUUCGCUGACGCAGUGUUUAAAGGUCUUAACGUAAAAGAAGUCAAUUUGAGCCAUAAUAAUAUCAGCGGAAAAGGAGUAGCCUUGUUGGUGGAGCCAUUCCAAACGUACAAUAAAAUUACUCACUGGGAUCUAUCGUGGAACAAUCUCUAUUCACCUGGUACUUCCGAUUUUCUUAAUGCAAUAUCGGAAACUACCGAAACGUUAACAGACAUGAACUUAUCCUAUAAUGGUCUCAGGCAACAAGUUGGCUGGGGUUUAAAGAGAUUACUUACGGUAAAGGAUAUUCAAAAUGUAGAUUUAAGCCACAAUCUACUCCAAGGCCAAGGUAUCAAAGACCUUUGUGCCAGUUUAUCGUCUGCUAAGAAACUGGUGUCCUUGAAUCUGGGAUAUAAUCCCAUGACCCCUGCAGACGCCUGUGUAGUUCUCAAGAAGUUGAAGCUAAAGAAAGUGAAAGUCUUAAAUGUGAGCAUGGACAAUGUUACGGUAGGCCCAAGUUUUCUAGUAUUGUUAAAGGAAGUAAAGGAAAUCAAGCCUGAGAUAAAUCUUACAUUUGGCCACAUCGUCGGAGCUUUUAAAGGCGUAGGACCGGAUUAUAGGCAGGUUCUUUUUAAGCGACUGGACUACUUGUGCAAUAAGCCAAAAACAAAUAAGGUAGAUAUUGCAUUAGUAUUGUUACAACUACAGAAGAAUAAAGUUAUUUUCAUGCUAGCAAAAGAGUUCUUUUAUCUGCUAUACCGUGCUGGUGCACCAGUAGAUGCUGACCUAAUGGAUCAUAUAAGUAAUAGGUUCCCUGGUCCUAAAGCUGAAAAGGGAGACAAAACUGUUGAUAUCAAUGCUCUGGUCGAAUAUUCAACUCGGAUGUUCCCUGAGAGAAAGUUGCCUCCCACGCCUCCUCCAGAAUUGGAACUGCCACUAUCAAACAAAGGCAAAGGAAAGAAAAAGGGAAAGACAUAA